AUGUCAAGCUGGCUGCUAGACAUUCUCCGUCACGAGUUCGUCGGCAAGUGCUUCUUCCUAGGUCUAGUCAUGCCGCGCUCGCGCCACGCGGGUCGCACGGCGGCGAUAGCGAUCAGCGUCAGCUUGGGCACGCUCGGCAUCGCCGCAGCAGGCGCCAUCCUGGCCAUCCAGCUCGCGCAGAGCGGCAGGGAGCUGUUCACGGAGGAGGAAUGGGAGUCGUUCUUGGACGAAAGAGGACGCAUCACGUCGUAUGAGGGGCUCCUGAAGGCUAUCGCGGCCUCCCGCGGCGUGCAGGCGUCCCUCCGCGCGCAGGUCUGGCCGCGUAUCCUGGGCGUCGUCCCGCCCCGCGCGGACACAGAAGAGCAAGCACGCAUCACUACGGACCUCGCCCACGCGUUCCAGCGGCUCGGCCACCACGCCCAGCGCAUGGAGAACGCCCUCAAGGACGCGUACGAGGUUUCCCUGGCGGGCGGCGCCGCGGUGGACCUCCCACUGGAGCUGGCGCAGUUCCGGGAGGCGCACGGCAUCGUCCUGCACGACGUCAUCCGCACGGCCGCCUCGGCGGGGCGGCACGGCGCCGCGGAGACGAAGCCGCCGAAGCAGGGGUCGGUGGUGCGACGCAUGGUGUCGGCGGGGCAGGCGGUGAUGAACACAAUCGGGUCGCCGCACAAGCCCGCGCGGCUCGACGGCGGCGGCGCGAACGCCGACGGCGGCCGCGGCGGCGCGGGCGCGGGCGGGCUCACGGACGCGCGCGCCGUGGAGGUGCAGCCGCCGGCGUGGGUGAGCGCCAACAUCCAGGAGGAGGUGCUGGCACGGGAGCACCUGUCGCCGCACGAGAAGCGGCUGGCGGUGCGGAUGGCCGCGCUGCUGCUCGCGUACGCGGUGCUGGACCCCGAGAUAGGCUACUGUCAGGGGAUGUCGGACAUAGCGCUGCCGUUCGUGCAGCACAUAGAGGACGACGUGCAGGCGUUCUGGUGCUUCCAGCGCGUGAUGCUGCGCGCGCGGGACAACUUCCGCAUCGACGACAUGGGCUUCCGGCGAUCGCUGUCGGCGGUUGGGAGGAUCCUUUCGGAGUGCGACCCCGUCCUGCACCACAAGCUCGGCCAGCUCGGCGCCCAGGACUGCAUGUUCGCCUUCCGCAUGGUCGUUGUCAUGAUGCGCCGAGAACUGCCGCUGUCGGGGUGCCUGCGCAUCUGGGAGGCCGCGUGGACCGAGGACCAGAUCAACGCCAUCCAGUCCGCGAAGAUGCGCCAGCCCCGCGAGGGCGCCGGCAUGUCGUACGGCGCCCUGCAACACAUGUUGUCCAUUCACAGGAGCGCGAGCAAGCUGCCGGCGUCCGCGAUGGCGGACGCGACGCCGCGGGCGCUCGGCGAGACGCCGCGGGACCCCGCGGCGUCGGUCGGCGGGCUGUCGGUGCCGCGCGGGUCGCCGCCGCCGCAGCCGGGCUCGUCGUCACGCCCAGCAACGGCGCGGGCUGCGAGCGUGGAGGCCCGGGACGGCGGCGGGCGGCCGCGCGUGCGUGCGUCGAUCGAAGGGGGCGACCCGCUGUCCGCGGAAGCGGCGGCGCGGGAGGCGGGGGACGCGGCCAGCGCACCCAGUGCUGGACCCAGCCCGCUGCAGAGCGCCCGUAGCGACCUGUCGUUCGGGUGGCUGGCGCGGCAGCCGCAGCGGAUGACGGUGGGGGAUCCGGGCGAGUGGGACAGGGAGCUGGACGGGCUGCUCGAGUUCGAUCUUCUGGCGUUCGUGGUCGCGGCAGCGGUGCGACAUAUGAGGCGGAGAAUCUUGGACGAGUGCAAGUGCGUGGACGACGUAGCUGCGAUGUUCGCCAUGCCCGAGGGCCGCGGGCCGUCCUGGGACGCGUCCUCGCUCCUGCGGGACGCGCGCAGGCUGCAGUCGCGCUUCAUGGCGCGCGUGGGCGCGGGGGCCAGCGCAACGGUGCGUGCCAGCCUGGAGGGCGCGAUGCAGCCGUCCGUGGCGAUGGGGGACCCGAUCGGACCGGUGCACGCGGCCGCGGCUAGGCAACUGUAG
Pedinophyceae sp. YPF-701 is the source of this 2028-nucleotide messenger RNA. The record is from the annotation of a GenBank genome assembly. NCBI's taxonomy places the organism in Eukaryota, Viridiplantae, Chlorophyta, Pedinophyceae.